Melospiza georgiana is the source of this 1867-nucleotide messenger RNA. RefSeq lists its product as uncharacterized. The record is from RefSeq and is a predicted model, not a curated record. NCBI's taxonomy places the organism in Eukaryota, Metazoa, Chordata, Aves, Passeriformes, Passerellidae. The transcript has 3 exons. Gene Ontology annotation, molecular function: RNA polymerase II cis-regulatory region sequence-specific DNA binding; DNA-binding transcription factor activity, RNA polymerase II-specific; protein binding. Gene Ontology annotation, biological process: regulation of transcription by RNA polymerase II. Bases 1 to 1818 code for a protein of 605 amino acids.
AUGCCCCGCCCCCGCUCCCCCGCUCCGCCCCCCGCUCCUUCCUCCUCCUCCUCCUCCUCCUGCUCCUCCUCGUGCUCCCCGUGCCCGGCCCCGCUGCUGCAGGUGGAGCUGCCGCAGGUGCCGCGGGCGCUGCUGCGCGCCCUGAACCGGCAGCGCCUGGAGGGGACGCUCUGCGACGUCUCGGUGCGCGUCCAGGGCCGCGAGUUCCGAGCGCACCGCGCCGUGCUGGCCGCGGCCUCGCCCUUCUUCCAGGAGCAGCUGCUGCUGCGCGGCGCGGGCGCGGCCAUCGAGCUGCCCCCGGCGCUGGAGCCCGCGGCGGUGGCGGCCGUGCUGGGCUGCGCCUACACCGGGCGGCUCUCGCUGCGCCGCGGGGCCCUGCUGGCCACGCUGACCGCGGGCAGCGCGCUGCAGAUGUGGCACGUGGUGCGCAAGUGCGCGCAGCUGCUCGGGGAGCCUUCGUCAUCAUCGUCAUCGUCAUCGAGAACCCCCGUUCUGCCCCAAAACCGCCGCGUUUUGCCCCAAACUCCCCGGGUGAAGCGGCGCUGGCUGCAGCAGGACCUGGUGCUCACCUGCGAGGAGGAGGAGGAGGAGGAGGAGCCGCCGGCCGGGGAGGAAAAUUCGGGAAUUGCGGGCGGGGAUGAGGAGGGAGAGGGGAGGGAAAUUUCGGGAAUGGCGCUCGAGAGGAACCGGGAAAAUUCGGGAAAAGGAAUUCGUGAGGGAACUGAGGGAAUUUUGAUGGGAACUGGCGAAAUUGCGCUCGAAAACUCGGGAAUUCCAACUGGAAUCAGAGGAAUUCCGCACAAAAUUUCGCACAGAACCGCGGGAAUUGCGCAGGGAAAUUCGGGAAUUUUGACCAGAACCGGCAGAAUUCGGGAGGGAACCGCGGGAAUUUUGACGGGAACCGGCAGAAUUUGGUAUGAAAAUGAGGGAAUCUUGACCGGAACUGACGAAAUUCCGCACGAAAACUCGGGAAUUCUGACUGGAAUCACAGGAAUUCCGCACAAAAUUUCGCACAGAACCGCGGGAAUUGCGGAGGGAACUGAGGGAAUUUUGACCGGAACCGGCGAAAUUCCAGAGGGAACCGCGGGAAUUUUGCACCGAGCGGGCGGAAUUCCGCACGGAAACGAAGGAAUUCUAACCGGAACCAGAGGAAUUUCGCACAGAACUUUGGGAAUUCCGCAGGAAAAUUCGGGAAUUCUGACCAGAACCGGCAGAAUCCGGGACGGAACCGAGGGAAUUUUGACGGGAACCGACGGAACUCCGCACGGAAAUGAAGGAAUUUUAACCGGAAUCAGAGGAAUUCCGCACAAAAUUUCGCAGGGAAAUUCGGGAAUUUUGACCAGGACCGCCAGAAUUCGUGAGGGAACCGAGGGGAUUUUGCACAGAACCGUCGGAAUUCUGGACGGAACCGCGGGGAUUCCGAGCAGAACCGUCAGAAUCCCGCAGGAAACCGCGGGGAUUCCGCCCAGAACCGCGCGGAUCAGAGGGCCCGGCCCCGCCCAGGGCGCACCUGCGCGCCAGGUGAGCGCGGGCAGGGCGGGCAAGGGCGGGCAGGUGUUCGUGUGCCACUGCGGGAAGGCGUUCUCGCACCGCUCCAUGCGGCAGCGGCACGUGAACAUGCACCUGGGGCUGCGGCCCUUCACCUGCGCGCUGUGCCGCAAGCGCUUCAAGAUGAAACAUCACCUGACGGAGCACAUGAAAACGCACACGGGGCUGCGGCCCUACACCUGCCACGCCUGCCACCGCUCCUUCAUGUGGAGGGACAGCUUCGUGAGACACCGCGGCACCUGUGCGGGGACAGCCGGCACACCUGAGUGACACCCGGCACACCUGAGUGACACACCUGUGACACCUGAGUGACACCUGA